AUGCUGGUACGCUACACGAGAGGAGCGCGGGCGCUCGCGCGCGGCCUCGCCACCAAGCCGGAGAUCACCGCCGAGUCCGACUUUGCGUUCCGCAAGUCGCACAUUGCGAGUCUCCCCACCGCCGAGCAGGACGCUCGGUUCUACCCCGUCUACGGAGACCUGGUCGCUGGCGACGGGGCCGUGGAGCGCGUGCCUGGGUUUGUGAGCCGGUUCCGGCCCGUGUUUGCCGCACAGCCCGAGCUGCGUGUCAUUGGGGACGCCAAGUUCAUCCUGAAUGGCAAGAUCGCCAGCAUUCGCCGCGCCGGAAAGGGCAGCAUGUUCCUUGAUCUGGUCCAGGACGGGCAAAAGGUGCAGAUCGUGGCGAACCACAAGAUGAUGGGGCUCACCAACGGCGAGUUUGCCGCCUGGCACGGCCAAUUCAAGCCGGGCGACUACGUCUCGUGCACGGGACACCCAGGAACCACCAACACGGGCGAGCUGUCGCUGAAAGCGAGCGAGCGGCUGCGGCUCGCGGCGCCGGCGCUGCACCCGGUCCCGCCCGCUUUCAGGGACCCGGGCAAGGUGUACAGCAACCGCGUGGUCGACUACCUCGCGAACAUGCGGUCGCGCGACGUGAUGGUGGCGCGCGCACGGCUGAUAUCGACGCUGCGGCGAUUCCUCGAAGACCACGGGUUUAUGGAGUUUGCGACGCCGAUCUUGGGCUCGGGCAACUCCGGCGCCAACGCCACGCCGUUCACCACCACCAGCGCUCACGUCAAAAACAACAGAGACGAGCCGAUGCAGCUCAGCAUGCGCGUGGCCCCCGAGCUCUGGCUGAAGAAACUGGUCAUUUCGGGCUUCGACAAAGUGUACGAGAUCGGCCCGGUGUUCCGCAACGAGGGCGUCGACGCGACACAUAACCCGGAAUUCACCUCGUGCGAGUUCUACGCAACGUUCACAAGUCUGGCACAGACGAUGGAGUUUACCGAAAAGCUGUUCGAAAAACUGAUAGCCGAGCUCAGCACGCUCGCAAUCUGCCGAGAACGGUGCAGCUGGCUGCAGCAGAGCCUGUCACGGAACGGCGGCGAGUUCAAAAAAAUUGACUGCCUGCAGCAGCUGCCUCUCGAAACCGGCAGACCGUUGCCAGACUUCUCCAGCGAGGCACUGGUGCAGUAUUUCAAGGAGCUGGGGCUGCCGCUGCCGAAGGUGAGGUCUCCCCAGAAACUGUUGGACGUGCUCGUCUCCACGUAUUUGGAGCCGCUGUGCCAAAACGAACCAACGUUCCUCUACAACCUGCCCGAGGUGCUGGCUCCGCUGGCAAAAUCUGCAACCAAAAAUAAUUUUAAUGUCUCAAACAGAUUCGAGCUAUACAUCGACGGCACAGAAAUUAUCAACGCGUACGAAGAGGAAAACAAUCCGUUCAAGCAGGCGGCCAAGUUUGCACAGCAGCUCAGCGCACGCACCCAGCACAACGACACAGACGCCAUUCUGCCCGACACGGCGUACGUGGAGGCCAUGGAGUGGGGGCUGCCGCCCACAACGGGGUGGGGGAUGGGCAUCGAGCGCGCGGUGAUGUUCUUCACCGCGUGCGAGCGCAUCGACCAGGUGCUGCCCUUCGGCAAGCUGCCAGACGUCCUGAAGCAGUAA
Ogataea angusta is the source of this 1626-nucleotide messenger RNA. RefSeq lists its product as uncharacterized. The transcript has a single exon. Gene Ontology annotation, cellular component: mitochondrion; cytoplasm. The record is from RefSeq and is a predicted model, not a curated record. The coding region runs from base 1 to 1626 and encodes 541 amino acids. Lineage: Eukaryota; Fungi; Ascomycota; Pichiomycetes; Pichiales; Pichiaceae. Gene Ontology annotation, biological process: mitochondrial lysyl-tRNA aminoacylation. Gene Ontology annotation, molecular function: ATP binding; lysine-tRNA ligase activity; tRNA binding.